This is a messenger RNA of Emiliania huxleyi CCMP1516, 717 nucleotides long. RefSeq lists its product as hypothetical. The record is from RefSeq and is a predicted model, not a curated record. Lineage: Eukaryota; Haptophyta; Isochrysidales; Noelaerhabdaceae. Bases 1 to 717 code for a protein of 238 amino acids. The transcript has a single exon.
AUGCUGAUCCUCGCUCGCCGCGCGGCCGUGUCUGCCUGCCUGCUCGCGGCUGCACACUGGCGCCCGCCUCUGCCGGCGCUGGCGCGUCCCGACAAGGACGGCAUCUUCAGCGACUGCAGCGGCUUUUGUGUGAGCAGCCAGGACGACAGGCCGGCGGUGUGGGACAACCCGUGGGUGGCGGAGCAGGCGCUGCCGAGCGCGAUGGAGCGGCUGCGCCGCGUGAUCGAGCUCAAGCUGCAGGGCAAGGUCGUCGAGCAGGACGAGCGGUACCUCCGCGCCGAGUUUGCCAGCCGAGGGCCGCUGGGCGACGCGGUUGACGACGCCGAGUUCUUCUUCACGCCGGACGACGUGCUCGUGCAGUUCCGCGCGGCGCGGCGCGGCGACGCGCCCGACUUUGGCGCCAACCGGAAGCGGCUCGAGAGGGCGCGCAUCGCCCUCGGCUGGGAGAAGGUGGAGGUGCUGCGCAACCGCAGGCGAGCGCUCGUCGUCGUCGAGUCGCCCUUUGACAGCUUCGGGCCCGCCACCUACGAGCGCGACGAGCUCGGCUUCACCAACCGCGACCUGGUGCCCGCGGAGGCCAACCAGAAGGAGCUGUACGGCGACCUCGACCCGCUCGCGGCGCCGUGGCGCAAGCCGACCCCGUCGAUGCGCGACGCCAAGGACGGGCUCGGCGAGCUGCUGAGGCGAGAGUCGGACGACCGCGUCCGGAGUCGGUAG